AUGCUGAAUGGUUCCAUCCCAAAUUCUUUUAAUGAUUUGGAAAGCUUGACUGUUGUGAAUAUAUCUUACAAUCAAUUAGAAGGCCCUAUUCCUAACAUUAAGGCAUUUCAUGAGGCUUCAUUUGAUGCCUUAAGAAGCAAUAAGGGACUAUGUGGUAAUGCCACUGGACUAAUGCCUUGUGCUGUCGCUGCUACUAGCGACGGUCAUAGAAAAAGCAGCAAAGUCAUCAUUUUCAUUUUUCCUUAUUCUUUGCCAAAAGAACCAAACCAGAAAAUCCGAGUCAAUCGAGCACAAUUUGGAGAUUUUUUCACAUUGUGGGGAUAUAAUGGAAGAAUACUCUAUGAGAACAUUAUUGAAGCCACUGAAGAUUUCAGCUCCAACAAUUGCAUUGGUUCAGGAGGCUAUGGAGCUGUUUAUAAAGCUGCGCUACCCAUUGGGGAGGUGGUUGCUGUGAAGAAACUUCACCAAUCUGAAGAUAGCAUGAUCUCCAACAACUUGAAAGCCUUUGAAAGCGAGAUUCAUGCUUUAUCAGAAAUAAGGCAUCGUAACAUUGUGAAGCUAAAGGGGAAGUUUGCGAAUGGUGUUAAGCAACAAGGACGAAGCAAUGGAGUUGGAUUGGGAGAAGAGGCUAAUGUUGUAAAGGAAUUCGGCACAGUUAGGCUUUUAAAGCUUGACUCUUCUAAUUGGACCUCACUUGUUGGUACUUUUGGGUACAUAGCUCCAGAGUUGGCUUAUACAUCGAAAGUAGAUGAGAGAUGUGAUGUUUACAGUUUUGGAGUGCUAACAAUGGAAAUAUUUAUGGGGAGGCAUCCUGUUGAUUUGAUUUCAUGUUUACCAUCGUCGUCGUCAUCAGCAUCAACAUCGACAUUGGUACCAAAUGAGAACCAACAGAUUUUACUUAAAGAUGUGAUAGACCAACGUCUUUCACCACCGGUAAGACAAGUUGCAAAGGAUGUUGUCUCUACCACAAAGCUAGCACUUGCAUGCUUGAAUGGCAAUCACCAACUUCGGCCAACCAUGCGACAAGUCACUCAAGCCCUUACUCGUCAAUCGCUUCCAUUGCCCAAUCCAUUCUCAAUCAUAAAAUUGGGAGAAUUGUGGGAUCAUGAAGUUUGCAAGGGCUAA
This is a messenger RNA of Durio zibethinus, 1125 nucleotides long. Lineage: Eukaryota; Viridiplantae; Streptophyta; Magnoliopsida; Malvales; Malvaceae. The record is from RefSeq and is a predicted model, not a curated record.